Messenger RNA from Xyrauchen texanus (razorback sucker), 1205 nucleotides. Its product is annotated as beta-1,3-galactosyltransferase 2-like. NCBI's taxonomy places the organism in Eukaryota, Metazoa, Chordata, Actinopteri, Cypriniformes, Catostomidae. Gene Ontology annotation, cellular component: membrane. The record is from RefSeq and is a predicted model, not a curated record. The transcript has a single exon. The annotation marks the transcript as partial. Gene Ontology annotation, molecular function: N-acetyl-beta-D-glucosaminide beta-(1,3)-galactosyltransferase activity.
AUUUUUUUUGGUCUCUUUUUAGAUGCAGUCGGGAUACACCUCCACAGGUGUCAUGUUAAAGGUUUCACACUGCUGCUUACGUUGACAUUCUUAGUGUUUGCUAUUCUUUACAUUUCCGAUUACUCUCUAAAGCAUGCUAUGCCACAUAAUAUCUUGUAUAAAGUGGUAAACCAGAUUAGCUCCUAUUAUGUGGUGGUUGAGAUUCCUUCUGCUCGUGAUAAAACAUUGUAUUCAGCAACGUCAAUCAAAGCUAAUCAACAUGUCCAACAUGGAGCCGUUCAAACUUCAGUCACUGCAGAAUCCACUGUGACCAAACGCAUUUCAGUUGAUCAUGUCGCUUAUCCACGCAACUAUCAUUUUAUCCUGGAUGAACCUGAUACAUGUCACCAGCAGAAUCCAUUCCUGGUCCUGAUGGUCCCUGUGGCCCCCCAUCAACUGGAGGCUCGGAAUGCCAUCCGGAGCACAUGGGGAAAUGAGAGCACAGUCCAGGGAAAAACAGUGAUGACAUUGUUCGUGGUGGGUUUGUCUGGAGGAGCCGACGCUGAUAACGUCCAACAGCAGCUACAGGAAGAGAGUCGACAACACCGAGACUUGCUGCAAAGUAACUUUGUCGACACAUAUGCCAAUCUGACCACAAAGACGAUGGUGAUCAUGGACUGGUUGUCCACUCGCUGUGCUCAAGCAACUUUUGGCAUGAAAGUCGAUUCUGACAUGUUCUUGAAUGUGGAGAAUUUGAUGACCCUCCUGUUGGCACCCAACACACCCCAACAGAACUAUAUUACUGGAAUGGUGAUGUGGAAUCAGCCAGUCAUCAGAAACCAAAACUCAAAGUGGUAUGUGGCAGAGGAAAUGUACCCAGACCCAAACUACCCCGUAUAUCUGCUGGGUAUGGGAUACGUUUUUUCCAACGAUCUUCCAAACAAAUUAGUUGAAGUUUCCAAGGACAUAAAGCCCUUUAACAUAGAGGACGCAUAUGUGGGUGCUUGUCUGAAACGGUUGGGCGUUCAACCCUCAAACCCCCCAGACCCCUCUCAAUUCAGAUCCUAUCUGGAAGAAUAUAAACGAGACGAAUUUCUCAGGGUCAUUACGACAAUCUUGAAUUCUCCGCAGCAGCUAAUCGAGUUCUGGCAUGAUGUAAAGACGCUCUCAUGAAGGGAAUAAAAUUGGUUUUCUGUCUAAAUGGCUAAAUUGGUUUAUUUGGUGAA